Molecule: messenger RNA, 3880 nt
Organism: Pundamilia nyererei
Lineage: Eukaryota; Metazoa; Chordata; Actinopteri; Cichliformes; Cichlidae
Gene: pknox1.1
Product: pbx/knotted 1 homeobox 1.1
Exons: 11
Coding region: 892-2235 (447 amino acids)
Biological process (GO): regulation of DNA-templated transcription
Molecular function (GO): DNA binding
Source: RefSeq, a predicted model, not a curated record
GAGGCCCAACACUUUACCACGUAGGGGAGGGGAAGUAGAGGGCAGCUGUCCCCGCUUGAUUGAUUGACUGAAAAGGGGAGGAAUUUAGGAUCAACCGGGCUAGCAAUCCAAUACUUAAUUUCUUUGCUGCCCAAUUAUUUCAUAUAGCUGACAAGAAAUAUAAUUUAAUUUUAAAUGCAUACUGUUAAGCGACCGACGCUGUCUUAUUAUUUGGUAAAAUGGCUUACUUCGUAUCAAUCCGCAGGAGGGUCUUUUUCUGUACCUGGCUAGAUUGGUUAGCUAGCUUGUUUUUUUGGCCGCGAUUACCUUCGCUAAAUAUGGCGCUUUGCGUUUUGGUUGCACUACCAACACGAAUACACUUUGAAGUUAAUACUUAGCUACGUCAAAGACGUUAGCUCGGCCAUAUGGUUGCUUAUUUGACUGAAGCCUAGGUUGGCUUCGUGAACUAGCGCAAAUGUGUCGUUUACGUUACUGGAUAAUUGUUAGCUGUACGAAAACGACCGUUUUUCCAGUCGGGCUGCUUUGUUUACGAGUAACGUUAGUCGGGUUAUAGGAGAGUAGGCUAAUAUUAGCCCAAAGGAUUUAUUUCACUUUAAUGUCCCCUUGCCGCCACGGUUGCCACAGCUAACACGAGCUAAAGGCUAAAUCGUGGUGGGUGUGUUAACAUCAAUUGCAAGACACGCUAAGAUAUAACAUCAGCAUUAUUAUUUGUACAACACCCCUUAGGUUCAUGAUACCAGCCUCUCCUUGGCUUUUAGAGGUGAGCUGGAUAAGCUAUAUGCAAAGAAGAGUAACGUUGGACCCCGUAGUGUGCUUUCGCUACUAGCACGUUGGCCACCAGUCCCUGCACUCUAUAAUGCCCCAGUGUUUGCAGCAUCUGCAGUGAACGUGAUGGCAGCCCACUCAGUCUCCAUAGAUAAGUACCCAAAGGGAGAGCAGCAGAUGCAAGGCAUCAUAAAGGUAGACAGUGAUUCGGAGCAGAAGUUUAUGGAGGGUACGUUGGGAGAGGUGCCCAGCCCGGCACCAACAGAGCCACAGACACCCAUGGACGCUGACAAGGCAUCCAUAUAUCGGCAUCCUCUGUUCCCUCUGUUGGCCCUGCUGUUUGAGAAGUGUGAGCAGUCCACGCUGAGCUCUGAUUGCAUCACCUCAGCGAGCUUUGAUGUGGACAUUGAGAAUUUUGUCCGUAAUCAAGAGAAGGAGGGGAAGCCUUUCUUCAGUGAAGACCCUGAACUUGACAACUUGAUGGUGAAAGCCAUCCAGGUGCUGCGGAUCCACCUGCUGGAGCUGGAGAAGGUGAGCGACCUGUGCAAGGACUUUUGCAGUCGCUACAUCGCCUGCCUCAAGACUAAGAUGAACAGUGAGACUCUGCUGAGUGGUGACCCGGGAAGCCCAUACUCGCCUGUACAAGGCCAGGCCCAGAACUUCUCACCCACCAAGUCUCAGACCCCCAGCUCCAUAUCAGGGACCAUUAGUCCCCAGGGUCAAAUUGUAGUUCCAGCAUCGGCCCUGCAGCAAGGAAACGUUACCGUGACAACUGUCAACCCCACCCAGGUGGUCGCAGGUAUGUCAUCUUGGCGUACGACCCCUUCCUCAGGCGGGACUGUGUACCAGCCAGUCACAGUUGUAACUCCUCAGGGCCAGGUGGUAACACAGGCUCUUUCUCCCGGGACAAUACGCGUCCAGAACAAUCAGCUUCAGCUGCAGUUUCACCAGGACUUGAACCUCUUUAGUCAUGAGGACAACUCAACCAAGAACAAGCGCGGCGUUCUUCCAAAGCAUGCCACAAAUGUCAUGCGCUCAUGGCUCUUCCAGCACAUCGGGCAUCCGUAUCCCACAGAGGAUGAAAAGAAGCAGAUUGCUACUCAAACAAACCUGACACUUCUGCAGGUCAACAACUGGUUUAUAAAUGCACGGAGACGGAUCCUGCAGCCCAUGUUGGAUGCCAGCUCUUCAGAGACACCCAAAGCCAAGAAAAAGACACCUCAAAACCGGCCACUGCAGCGCUUCUGGCCUGAUUCCAUCGCAGCAGGAGGAGGGGCCAUGCCUGAUGGUACAAUGGUGACGAUGAACGUGGAGGGUCUGCAGAGCCUGACAUCAGACGGUGCCACGCUGGCAGUACAGCAGGUGAUGCUGGGAGGCCACAGUGAAGACGAGUCGGGGGACAGCGUAGAUGAGGACAAUGACGCGGACAUGGCGGGGCUGGGCCUGGACAAUAGCAACUCAUUGCAGUAGAGGACAAGCACCGCCCACACGCAGAGGACACACAAAAUGAGUUCGACAGAACAGAGGUGCGUCCGUUUGAUUUCCACAGAGCACAGGACACACUGGGAUGGACCCUGCACUCUUCCAAGCCUCCACCCUGCUGAACGGCGGUUGUUGCUGCACGUGUAUGUCAGGAGUGUCAUUUCACAAACAGUUUUUUAUUGUAUAAAUGAUGUAGGUGAGUGCACUUUUUGUAUAUUUAAGCUCAAAAAGAUGAAAUCAAACUGAAAAAAAACCAAGUGUUAAAAACACCUGAGACAAGUUUGUAUACUCCGUUAAUAAACGUUGACUUUUUUUGUCCCCGCCCCCGUCCCCCCCUGCUCCCAGCUAGAUUGUCAUUUUGGAUGAGACCACUUCUGUCUUGUUCUUGUGUCUCUGGUUUGUCUUGACUUUUGCAUGCUUGUGUUUUAAGUAGACGUGUGUGCUCUUAUGACUGACUCCAUGGCUCACACUGCCCCCUGCAGGCAGAGUAGAGCACAGGUGGAGAGAUUAAAAGUAAAUUAGAGGAGAGAUGCUUAUUUUUCUAUACAAACAUAUGAAAUGAGUGGUUUUUUUUUGUUUGUUUGUUUUUUGGUUUCAUUUUUGUGUUCUCCUGUUUUGUAAGAAAUAUUUAUGUACAGAUUCAUAAUAAAUGCUGUGACCCUGUUUUCCAGGGUUCUUUUGAAGUUUUCUAAAAAACAGAAAAAGGAAUUGAAUGCUGAUGAAAAUUACUAUUUAAAUUGGUUUUAAGCUUAAAAUAUUAACAAGGCCUUAUCUGUGUUCUUUUCUAAAAUAAAUCUUACCAAGAAGCACAAAAAGGAAGUAUGACCCUUGGAGAAAUUGGCCAAAAAGACACUAAACAGUGGAACACUUGUGGCUCCUUAAAGCAUAUUUUUACUUUGUGUACUGCAGUAUCACAGGAACCCUCUCCAGCAGCAAAGCGACUGCAGCGUUCCCGUCUUUGUUUGGCCCACAAUGUGUAUACCAUACAUUGUCUUUUAACCAUUUUACAGUAGUAGCAUAGGUGUCACUUUCUAAAAUGCACAAUCCAGAACACUAUGCUAACCACACAAUCAGGAGGGGUUACGGACUCCAUCAAUAAGAAGCAGUGGACUUUUUGCACGCAUUUAGCUUUUAUUUUAUGUACACGCUACAUACAUGCUGUUGCAUUGAAAACAGAGCAGCUGGAAACUUGGAGUCAUUGCCCUCCUGAAGGAAUGAUCCCCAAGGGCUGCAGCUGCGACCAUGACCCCCCGCCCCACCCACACACACACACACACACACACACACACACACACACACACACACACACACACACACAGUGAAGGAUCUGAAAGCUCCAUCAGUUUGACAUUACUGCACAUAAUGGGGUGCCUCUUGUUUAAAUAACUGUAAUGCUGUACUGUAAAACAGUUGUUUGUAAGUAGUUGCAGUAACUUGGUUUUUAUCCUUCUUGUAAAGUUAACUUUGUUCAUUUGAUUCAGCCUGAGGGUUUAAUGGCUACGCGUUGCCCUCGCUGAACUCUGUCACCUCUGUCUAGCUUUUUAUGAAGCAUUCACUUUUCUCUUGUACUUCUCGCUCGUCUGUUUUGCCUUAGAGCUUUCUAUUUUGGAAUAAAUGAUGCCUAACUCUGCUG